AUGGCGGAAGAAUCACCCAAGUCCGUGUCGUCGGACGUCCAAGAUGCGGCUUCCGGCCCACCGGUGAAGCGUGUGUGGUACCACAGCAGUCUCUUCAAUGCCUUCGUUAUUGGAGGAGUCGGCUUCAUGGCACCCGGCCUGUGGAACGCGAUGAACGCUCUCGGAGCAGGUGGUGCCCAGGAACCGUACCUCGUCAACGCUGCCAAUGCGCUCGUGUUUGGGCUUAUGGCCUUUCUGUGCCUAUUCGGUGGACCCAUCGCGAACCGAAUCGGGCUCGCUAGAACACUUUUGUUGGGAGCUGUUGGCUACCCUCUCUACUCUGCUGGACUGUACACCAACAACCGUUACGGUAACGUUUGGCUCGUUCUUGUUGGAGCCGCCGCCUGCGGUAUCUCUGCCGGCUUGUUCUGGGCCGCCGAGGGAGCCGUUGCUUUGGGAUACCCUGAGCCGGCUAAGCGUGGCAAGUACAUGAACAUUUGGCUCUGGUUCAGAACCGGUGGUCCUCUUGUCGGUGGCGCAAUCGUACUGGCGCUCAACAAUAAUGCAGCUGCAAAGAAGAAGGGCAAGGUAGGAUAUCAGACUUACCUGGUGUUCGUUGCGCUGCAAUGUCUCAGUGUGCCCCUUGCCCUCGCUCUCUCUCCCCCGGAAAAAGUGCAACGAUCCGACGGCAGCAAGGUCAUCAUCAAAGCCGAAAAGUCCUUCAAGGCCGAGUUCAAAGAGCUCCUCCGCGUGUCGAAGCGGAAGGAUAUCCUGCUGCUUCUCCCCGUCUUCUGGGCUGCCUACUUCAAUCAAUACAGCGGAAACUUUCAGUCUUACUACUUCGGUAUCCGCGCCCGCGCGCUCAUCGGUUUCGUCAGCAACUUUGGCACCCUUCUCUCGUCUCAGCUGAUUAGCACCCUCCUGGACUACAAGAAGUUCAGCGUCAAGAAGCGCAUCACCAUUGGCUUCUACUAUGUCAUCGUCUGGCACAUUAUUGCGUGGGUUUACGGCUGGGUCAUUCAGGAGAAGUACACCCGCAAUCCACCUGCGUACGAUUGGGAGGAUAAGGGAUUCACCGAGGGCUUCUUUGUGCUCUUAUUGUGGGACUUUGCCCGUCAAGCGUUGCAGAGCUGGCUUUACUACCUCUUGGCCACCAAGACGGACAACAUCUCCGAGCUUACUCGCUUCUCUGGUAUCCUCAGAGGUCAGGAGAGUUUCUCUCAAGCUAUCUCAUUCGGCUUGAACACACAGAAGUGGAAGGGAGGACGAGUUCCACUUGCUGUCAACACUAUUCUUCUGGUUUUGGCCGUUUACCCUACGUGGCUUGUAGUCAGGGAUCACGUUCCAGUUGAAGAGGCCGACAGCCUUGCAACUGUAGAGGAACAAUCACAGACCGGUGAACUCGCCGAGACAAGGUUAUCAGUGGAGGACAGAAAGGAAUUUGCUGUUGGACAGACAGGCAUUGGGAGAGAUGCAAAGAUGUGA
This is a messenger RNA of Colletotrichum orchidophilum, 1464 nucleotides long. RefSeq lists its product as uncharacterized. Gene Ontology annotation, biological process: transmembrane transport. The transcript has 3 exons. Gene Ontology annotation, molecular function: transmembrane transporter activity. NCBI's taxonomy places the organism in Eukaryota, Fungi, Ascomycota, Sordariomycetes, Glomerellales, Glomerellaceae. The record is from RefSeq and is a predicted model, not a curated record. The coding region runs from base 1 to 1464 and encodes 487 amino acids.